ACCAAACAGCUGAAUUCGCUGCAGGUCGACUUGGAAUUUAUCAAGUCCCACCUCAGCGCUGAGGUGUGGCGAAGCCUCGUAGACGAGCUGGUCGACAGGAAAGGCGACCUCGACGAGGAGGCCAGUGUCUCGGGUAAGUCGACCGCCGGUCGGGUCCUCGGACCCGACGAGUCAAGCCCAUCAGCAGACGUGUCCACUCCGGCGUCGUCUGGCCCAGUCGCCGCCGAGUUCCCACUCCCGACAGCCUCAGGAGCCCAGUUUCCCGGGGCUCCUCCGAACGGCGUCGGCGGCGGCCGGGCCACAUCGCCCGCCGGCAGAGCACGUUUGUUCGAGCCGCGGCUUUCCGUCCCCCAACUACUCGGCCCCUCUCCCCUCAGCUGCCUCUCCUCCGCCUCCGCCGCCACCGGCCCGCCCGGCAACACACUGCCACCAGUCGGGGGGACCGAUACGCCCGCUCCUCUGUCGUCGGCCGGCGUCGCCGGAUCGCAUGGUCUGCCUCCGUCUUGUCCACCCUUUUGCGGAGUCGGCUUGGCGAUGCGAAGGCGCUCGAGCUUGAGUCCCUCACUGUCCACUUCAUCAGUCGCCUCCUGUAGACCCGUGUCCCCCAGCAUGACAAUCUCGACGCCCUCUGGCGACGUCUGUCCCUCCACUACUCCCACUCCUCCGGCUCCUCCGGCUCCUCCGCCCAGGCUCUCUGUCCCACCCACAACUCACAACAUUUCUUCGACCCCUCCUCCGCCACCCAUCAAGCACUCCUCUUCUCCCUCCACCUCAUCUUCCUCCUCCUCCUCCUUCUCCUCCUCUUCCUCUUCCGCUUCC
Protopolystoma xenopodis is the source of this 819-nucleotide messenger RNA. The record is from the annotation of a GenBank genome assembly. Lineage: Eukaryota; Metazoa; Platyhelminthes; Monogenea; Polystomatidea; Polystomatidae.